AGAGCGGGGAAUAGCCAACAUAGCUGGCUCAUGCUGCCAGCCAGCAGGCAGCGUCCCCUGCGCCUAUCAGAGACAGUCCCUGCACAGUGCACACUCAGUCCCUGCACUGUUUGCUCCUCCUGUGUCAUUCUGUCCUUCCCUCCUCACUUGGUCUUCCCGUCAUUCUUUCCUCAGUGGCAGGAUUACAGAACCUGUUGCUGGCGUGCCCUUGUCUGAGCUUUCUGCCUGACUUUUUUCCUCUGCUCAGACCUUCUCUUUGCUCCGGGGCUGCACUAAGCAUGGAGAAUGACCAGUCUUCUGCCUCACCUGGGCAGGACAUCCAGGGGCAGAGUGGGGACAAACCUUCCCCUGGCCUGGCACCCUCUGCAGCAGUCCCCAUGGCGCAGCCAGGUACCUGGCCCGAAGCAGCUGUGUGUGACAUCUCAGAGGAGCUGAGCCGGCAGCUGGAGGACAUCAUUAAAACUUACGGGUCUGCCACGAGCCUGAUGGAGAAGGAAAGCACUGCUGCAGGAACCAACAAGCCUGAGAAGGGAGAGCCAGGCAGCUUGGAGGAUGCAGAGUAUGAAGAUGGAAAUGAAGAGAGUGAGAAAGAGAAGCUGGCUCCUGGGGAUGCUUCCAAAGCAAAGGAGCCCAGUGGCAACAAGGAGCAGAAGCUGGAGAAGAAAAUCCUGAAGGGACUAGGAAAAGAAGCCACCCUACUGAUGCAAAGUUUGAAUAAGCUGAAUACUCCAGAAGAGAAGCUGGACCUGUUGUUUAAGAAGUAUGCUGAGCUGCUUGAAGAACAUCGUGCUGAGCAGAAAAAGCUGAAGUAUCUACAGAAGAGACAGGCUCAGAUCACCAAGGAGAAGGACCAGCUGCAGAGUGAGCAUAGCCGAGCCAUCCUCGCUCGCAGCAAGCUCGAGAGCCUCUGCCGAGAGCUCCAGAGGCACAACAAGAACCUCAAGGAGGAAACAAUCCAGCGGGCACGGGAGGAAGAUGAGAAGAGAAAAGAAAUAACUAAUCACUUCCAGAGCACACUGAGUGAAAUCCAGGCUCAGAUCGAGCAGCAAAGCGAGAGGAACAUGAAGCUCUGCCAGGAGAACACGGAGCUGGCGGAGAAGCUGAAAAGCAUCAUUGACCAGUACGAGCUGCGGGAAGAGCACCUUGACAAAAUAUUUAAGCAUAGAGAACUUCAACAGAAACUGGUGGAUGCCAAGUUGGAACAGUCUCAGGAAAUGAUGAAGGAAGCCGAGGAGCGACACCAGAAAGAGAAGGAAUAUCUCCUGAACCAAGCUGCAGAAUGGAAGCUCCAGGCCAAAAUGUUAAAGGAGCAAGAGACUGUCCUACAGGCACAGAUUACUCUCUACUCUGAAAGAUUUGAAGAAUUUCAGAAAACAUUGGCCAAAAGCAAUGAAGUGUUUGCCACAUUCAAACAGGAGAUGGAAAAAAUGACAAAGAAAAUGAAGAAGUUAGAAAAGGAUACUGCUACAUGGAAAUCCAGGUUUGAGAACUGCAACAGAGCAUUACUGGAUAUGAUUGAAGAGAAAGCCAUGAGGUCCAAGGAGUAUGAGUGCUUCGUGCUGAAAAUCCAGAGACUAGAGAACCUCUGCCGUGCUCUGCAGGAAGAGAGAAAUGAAUUGUACAAAAAAAUCAAGGAAGCACAGUUCCCAGAGGAGGUGAAUGGAAAUGGCAUCUUAGAAGAAGAAGAAGAAGAUGAUGAAGAACAUGAUACUAAAACAACCCCUUCCCCCUCUGAGCAGGCGAGCAUUGAGCUGCAUGAGAGUGACAAGAGGAUGCUGAAGCAGCUGGCUGAAGCUUUCAGGGUGUCCCACAAGGCAGAGGAUUCCCUCCCAAGCAACAGCAGCAAUCCAGAGACCUGUGACACUCAAACAUGUAAUGCCGUCCUGGUGCCAGAACCUCCUGCCCCACUCAUUCCACGCUCAGAGGCUAGAAACAACUGUGAGCAGCCCAGCACGAGCACACCAACACCCACUGAACACACACCAGCACCUACUGAAAGUAUGACAGCACACACAGAGAAUGUGUCAAAGCCCACCAAAAGCAUGCCCUCACUUCCAGACAGGGUGCCAACACCCACAGAAAGUGUGCCAAUGCCUCCUGAGAGUGUGCUUGUACCCACUGGGAAUAUGCCAAUACCCACUGAAAGCAUGCCAGCAACCCCCGAAAAUGUGCCAACCCUCACUGAAAACACACCCAUGUCCCUUGGGAAUAUGCCAGCACCCAUUCAGUGUCCACCAAAAGCUGCAGAAUGUGCAGAUGACCCAGCAGAUAGAUCUGUCCAGGGUCAGUCCGUGGAGCAAACAGGGGACACAGACAUGGAAGCAGUGGAUUGAAGACACCGUGUGUCCAGGCUUGUCUUCACAAACCAGAGCGCUGUUUUAUCUUCUAAAUAGAUAUCUUUUUUUUAAGAAACAAAAAUCGAUUCCUAAAACACACUCAUGUAUUUGUAUGCAAAUGCAAUGCACUUCUCUUUGCUUCCACUAUCCAGUAAUAAUGGGUCUGCAAAUUUUGCAGUCCUUCAUCUGCUUGAAGUAUAUUUUCUUAAUGACGUGGAAAUACAAUGAAAUCACAGGACCUUUUUUUCCCAGGCAUAAUGAGUCAUCUCAUUCAGGAAAAUAAUUUUAAUGUUUCACUUCCAUGUUUCAAAAACUAAUGCAACUCUCAUGCAUAUAUUUAAAGACUCAUAAUUAAUUCUAUCUAUUUAUUUUGACAUUGCAUAAAAGGUGGCCUAGUUGGACACAAAGUGACUUUAAUAAAUGAGGUGAAAGCAAUCUGUAAUUACAAAGUGAAAUAGUGAAACCAUGAAUGUGGUCAGCCAUAUCCAAGGAGGGGUGCUACAACCAGAGGUGAAUUUUUGGACAAGGAAGUGACCACUCAGCACCGUAACCUAAACACCCACAAGCUUUCAGCCUUACCUUCCAUUGGUCUUUUCUGCUCAGUGUUCUAGAAUGGGUUUUGUUUUCAACAGAACUACAGGGAAAGGGAAAAGACCUUUUCUAGAUUCGCAUAAAAUAACCGAAAACAGCAGCAAUUUCCAAAUUUAUGGCAAUUCCCAAGGUAGGGGUCACAACUCUCUUUCUACAUCCAACAGAAAACUGCUACAUUAUCAUACUAUGUGGAAUCACAAGGCCGACAGUGGGGAUCAUGCUUCUUUCCAUCUCACAAACGAGGUUAGAAGUUCAGAAGUUGGUUGCAGAUGCCAGUUUCUAGGCAAGGAGAAGAAAACAGAGUGGAAAGUACCAGGAUGUAUUCCAGAAGAAUACAGGAGAAUAAUUUUGAGAUCGUGAUUCUGGAUGGUGCUGUCCUUCCCAGUAACAGCCACAUGAACCACAGCUUCCUCCUGGAACUGCUGCACGUGCUCAUGCUCCCAGGAGAAGACUGAAAACUCACCUGUCACCCAAUUCUGGAAGCAGAGCACAAGUCAAUAAGGCAGAAGCAAAGAGGAAUCAGGAAAGCAGGAAUCCCUUUCACGGAUGCCUCCAGGGGCUGGCUAGAUUCCCAUCCCCUUCCUUGUCUAACCAGCUUUUCCCAUCUGCCUGCCAACAGCUGUUGCUUAAUAAUGUAGCCACCUUGUCAGAAACUGGUUUAUUCUGGUGCCAAAAACAGACAUGACGAAGGAAGGAGGCAAGAGAAGAUACCUACCCAGACAGCUCCACAGCCUCAAGCAAGGAGAGUAAGCAAGCUUUUUGAAAGAAGGUUAAAAUAAUUCUGGGGGACAUUCCUUGAUUCUCAUUACUUUCCUCUCAAUUCCAUCCAGGCCUUUCAGAGUCUUAGCUGGAUAGCUUAAGAAUUUGAAAAGGGCAAUUAAACAAGAUGUUUAGAGGUUGGAAAGGGAAAUCUUACAAUCAAAGAAACCCAUGUUUAUAGACAAAUCCCAAGAAGACCCCAAAGACAAAGUGACUCAUUCAAGCCAAAUUUGAAAUACAGGUGAACCAAGAGAAAAGAUGUAAUCUUUGACACACUGUGGGAAACAGUGGCCACAAAGUCUUUCCAGCAAGCCACCCUCCAAAACUGGGGUUUGAAUCUUUGCUUUCUGCCAAGAUGGUCCAUACCCUGGUUAAAUAUGUCUGUGAACUGCUUGGUUACAGAGCUAACCCUUGGAGUAUACAGAGCAUAAACUGCAAAAGUGUGUUUGGAUAUGGCCUGUAGCUAUCAUGACUACAGUUUUCAAUUGUGAAUGCCUUAUGUUAGAUAACAAGACCUACAGGAUUUAUCUCAUGUCUUUAAUCAUGUGAAAGUAGAUAACUUGAGUCUUAGUUAUCUUAAGCUCCUUUUAUAAGCAGUGGAGAAGGAAAAGCAUCUUUUGAGAUAAGUUAUCCCAAGAUAAGACUGGCAUCCAAGUCAGAAGGAAUUACUUUCUCUCUGAAGAUGAUCUUUCUCUUCAGAUGCUAGAGCCAGCCUAAGACAACUAAUUUAAAUUUAGUACGUCUAUUGUGAGGUAUUUAAAUUAGGCAACAUGAAUUCCAUCAAAUAUUCAGAUUCAAAGCCUAAGUGAAUGGCCAUCUCUGAAAACCAAGACAGUUAUGUGCCUGUGAAAACAUUAAUCUAUAACAAAUCUGUAUCCUAAGAUAAAAAGUUAUACUCACCUGAUACACUUCUUUUAGUUUCCAUUGACUUAAGUUGGUAGAAAUAUAGUUUCUGUUACAAGUUUUGUUUGUUAUCAGGGUGACUUUUAAAAUUAAUGCAAUUUAUAUACUUGUUGACGUUUUAAUUCUUGAUGUUGUUUGAUUCUGUUGCCAUUUUACUAACCACCUGCAUGAAACCGACUUCUUUUUCUUUAAAGACACCCUUCUUUUUGUUCAAA
Messenger RNA from Taeniopygia guttata (zebra finch), 4804 nucleotides. It is a transcript of the gene TXLNB, whose product is annotated as taxilin beta. Lineage: Eukaryota; Metazoa; Chordata; Aves; Passeriformes; Estrildidae. The record is from RefSeq and is a predicted model, not a curated record. Gene Ontology annotation, molecular function: syntaxin binding.